UAUUGUUCUUAUUUCUAUGUCGUGUCGUGUCUGUUCUUAAACUCCAUCCAUCGAUAACUGAAACUAAGCAUGAGCUGUUUUUUCUUAUACUGACGAAAACACCCUCAAGUCAUUUUCGUUCUUCAGUUCUUCUUCUUCUUUUUGAUUAAAGACCCCAUGAGAAGUUUAAAUUCUCACUGACCCAUUUGUUUUCUCUCAAUCUUUUGCAGAACCCUGAACCAAAUUUUGCAUCUUUCUCUUUGAAUUUUGUGUCUUUCUUUAAUUCUUUGGAGGGGUUUUUCAAAAGCAACAACCUUGAAAAAAUGGGUAUGGGCACAAGCACUUUCGUUAUCAGAUGGGUCAAUCUUCUUACAAUGCUAUUGGCUGUGGCAGUGAUAAUAUUUGGGGUGUGGAUGAGUACACACAAUGAUGGUUGCAGAAGGUCACUUACAUUUCCAGUUAUAGCUCUUGGUGGUUUCAUCUUCUUGAUAUCCAUAAUCGGAUUUCUUGGCGCGUGCAAGAGAAGUGUGGCGCUUCUUUGGAUUUAUCUUGCCGUGCUCCUGAUCGUUUUGAUCGCGAUUCUUGUCUUUACCGUACUGGCGUUCAUUGUAACAAACAAUGGUUCUGGCCAUACUAACCCUGGUUUAAGGUACAAGGAGUAUAAGCUGAAUGAUUACAGCUCAUGGUUUCUAAAACAGCUUAACAACACCAGUAACUGGAUAAGACUAAAGAGUUGUCUUGUUAAAUCCGAGCAAUGUCGGAAGCUUUCCAAGAAAUACAAGACCAUCAAACAGUUGAAAUCCGCAGAAUUAACCCCGAUAGAAGCUGGAUGUUGUCGACCACCAUCUGAGUAUGUAUAUCUAUGUCUCUUCUUGUUAUUUGUUGAUGUUUUGAAUCCGCAGAAAUAUCGAACCGUCUCAAUGUUGUUUUUAUGCCAAGGUGUGGUUAUCCUGCGGUGAAUGCUUCUUACUAUGACUUGAGCUUUCAUUCGAUAAGUUCUAACAAAGAUUGUAAGCUUUACAAGAAUUUGAGGACUAUCAAGUGCUACAACUGUGAUUCUUGCAAAGCUGGAGUUGCUCAGUACAUGAAAACCGAGUGGCGACUUGUUGCGAUCUUCAAUGUGGUCCUGUUUGUUGUCUUGAUAAGCUCUCUUCUUAGCACGAGAUUUGACUCUGAACAAAGUUUUGGCCUUUUAAACGGUUUAGUGCAAAUUUCCAACAUAACCUUUAAAGAUUGCCAAACCACAACAGUACCAAAACAGUUUUAAAAAAAAAAAAUUUGUGGAUCUUGAAAUGUUCUUGUGAGAACUGAUUUAUUUGUUUUCUUUUCAGUCAAUGGUUUACUUUGUUGGAUGCUGUGCGAGAAGAAAUGCUGCUAGUUACCGAUCCAAAGCUUAGAAACCGAAGCCCGGGUUAAAGAAAACACUUCACCGGAUUCUCCCAAGCUACAGAUGAAUCACAUUCUCUUCCAUGUUGGUGAAUGCUUCCAAGAGAGACACAAGAGCAACAACUUCUCAUCGUUCUUUUUACUCUGUAAUCUAUAUGUUGUUGAAACAGAGCAAAAAUUUGAUCAGAUUUUUCACACAGAAAACAUAUUUGACAUCAAAAUCUACACUUUUUAUCUUUUAAGAGUAAAAAUUUAGUGAGCUAAUGCAUAACAGAAAUUAAAAAUU
Molecule: messenger RNA, 1651 nt
Organism: Arabidopsis thaliana (thale cress)
Lineage: Eukaryota; Viridiplantae; Streptophyta; Magnoliopsida; Brassicales; Brassicaceae
Gene: TET10
Product: tetraspanin10
Exons: 9
Coding region: 303-938 (211 amino acids)
Biological process (GO): auxin-activated signaling pathway
Cellular component (GO): membrane
Source: RefSeq, marked reviewed